This is a messenger RNA of Eptesicus fuscus (big brown bat), 1326 nucleotides long. RefSeq names its product POU class 3 homeobox 2 (gene POU3F2). The record is from RefSeq and is a predicted model, not a curated record. Gene Ontology annotation, molecular function: RNA polymerase II cis-regulatory region sequence-specific DNA binding; DNA-binding transcription factor activity, RNA polymerase II-specific. Gene Ontology annotation, cellular component: nucleus. Lineage: Eukaryota; Metazoa; Chordata; Mammalia; Chiroptera; Vespertilionidae. Gene Ontology annotation, biological process: regulation of transcription by RNA polymerase II; brain development. Bases 1 to 1326 code for a protein of 441 amino acids. The transcript has a single exon.
AUGGCGACCGCAGCGUCUAACCACUACAGCCUGCUCACUUCCAGCGCCUCCAUCGUGCACGCCGAGCCGCCGGGUGGCAUGCAGCAGGGCGCCGGGGGCUACCGCGAGGCGCAGAGCCUGGUGCAGGGCGACUACGGCGCGCUGCAGAGCAACGGGCACCCGCUCAGCCACGCUCACCAGUGGAUCACCGCGCUGUCCCACGGCGGUGGCGGCGGGGGCGGCGGCGGAGGCGGCGGGGGCGGGGGUGGCGGCGGGGGCGGCGGCGACGGCUCCCCGUGGUCCACCAGCCCCUUGGGCCAGCCGGACAUCAAGCCCUCGGUGGUGGUACAGCAGGGCGGCCGCGGCGACGAGCUGCACGGGCCAGGCGCCCUGCAGCAGCAGCACCAGCAGCAGCAACAGCAGCAGCAGCAGCAGCAGCAGCAGCAACAACAGCAGCAGCAGCAGCAGCGGCCACCGCAUCUGGUGCACCACGCCGCCAACCACCACCCGGGGCCCGGGGCAUGGAGGAGCGCGGCGGCGGCAGCGCACCUCCCGCCCUCCAUGGGAGCGUCCAACGGCGGCUUGCUCUACUCACAGCCCAGCUUCACCGUGAACGGCAUGCUGGGCGCCGGCGGGCAGCCGGCGGGGCUGCACCACCACGGCCUGCGGGACGCGCACGAGGAGCCGCACCACGCAGACCACCACCCGCACCCGCACUCGCACCCGCACCAGCAGCCGCCGCCGCCCCCGCCGGGCCCGCCAGGCCACCCCGGCGCCCACCACGACCCUCACUCGGACGAGGACACGCCGACCUCGGAUGACCUGGAGCAGUUCGCCAAGCAGUUCAAGCAGCGGAGGAUCAAACUGGGAUUUACCCAAGCGGACGUGGGGCUGGCGCUGGGCACCCUGUACGGCAACGUGUUCUCGCAGACCACCAUCUGCAGGUUUGAGGCCCUGCAGCUGAGCUUCAAGAACAUGUGCAAGCUGAAGCCUUUGUUGAACAAGUGGUUGGAGGAGGCGGACUCGUCCUCGGGCAGCCCCACCAGCAUAGACAAGAUCGCAGCGCAGGGGCGCAAGAGGAAAAAGCGGACCUCCAUCGAGGUGAGCGUCAAGGGGGCUCUGGAGAGCCAUUUCCUCAAAUGCCCCAAGCCCUCGGCCCAGGAGAUCACCUCCCUCGCGGACAGCUUACAGCUGGAGAAGGAGGUGGUGAGAGUUUGGUUUUGUAACAGGAGACAGAAAGAGAAAAGGAUGACCCCUCCCGGAGGGACUCUGCCGGGCGCCGAGGAUGUGUACGGGGGGAGUAGGGACACGCCACCACACCACGGGGUGCAGACGCCCGUCCAGUGA